Messenger RNA from Trichomonas vaginalis G3, 1155 nucleotides. RefSeq lists its product as uncharacterized. Lineage: Eukaryota; Parabasalia; Trichomonadida; Trichomonadidae. The coding region runs from base 1 to 1155 and encodes 384 amino acids. The transcript has a single exon. The record is from RefSeq and is a predicted model, not a curated record.
AUGCAUAGUUUACGAGCUGAACUUGAGAGAUUACAAUUGAGGGCACAAAAUUACAAUCCAUUUAUUCGCAUACAAGAUAAUGAUUGGGAACAAGAGAGAAGGGACUUAAUUGAUCAAAUUGAUUCAUUAGAGGAUAAAUUAUCACAAGAGCAAAUAAAUAGAGAAAAUUCAAUUAAUUCUCUAAACAAUCAAUUAGAAGAAUAUAGAAACAUUAUCGGACAACUCGGAAAUGAAGCACAACCAAGAAAUAGCGAUGAUACAAUUAAUUCUCUAAUUAAUCAAUUAGAAGAAUAUAGAAACAGGAUCAGACAACUCGAAAAUGAAGCACAAUCAAGAAACAAUCAAUUAGCAAUAUGCAAAAAUAGAAUCAAACAACUCGAAAAUUUAGUACAAGCAAGAAAUUGCGACAAUACAAUUACUUCUCUAAACAAUCAAUUAACGAUACGUAGAAACAGAAUCAGACAACUAGAAAAUGAAGCAAGAAACAGAGAUGAUACAAUUAAUUCUCUAAAUAAUCAAUUAACAAUAUGCAAAAAUAGAAUCAAACAACUCGAAAAUGAAGCUCAAACAAGAGAUAAUGAUGAUACAAUUAAUUCUCUAAAUAAUCAAUUAACAAUAUGCAAAAAUAGAAUCAAACAACUCGAAAAUGAAGCUCAAACAAGAGAUAAUGAUGAUACAAUUAAUUCUCUAAAUAAUCAAUUAACAAUAUGCAAAAAUAGAAUCAAACAACUCGAAAAUGAAGCUCAAACAAGAGAUAAUGAUGAUACAAUUAAUUCUCUAAAUAAUCAAUUAACAAUAUGCAAAAAUAGAAUCAAACAACUCGAAAAUGAAGCUCAAACAAGAAAUAGAGAUAUAUCAGAGUUGCGUAAUAUCCAAGUUUUAUUACAAGGAAUUAGAAUGCCUCAAGUUAUACAAGUCCCUAUAACCACAAAUAAAGAUAAGAAAGUAUUUUAUAAGUUUAAAUCUAUAAUUGAAAAUCAAGCAAAUAAACCUAACAAUUUUGGUGUUAAAGAAGAUCUUUUAAGAGAAAUGGUAGCCACGAUUCAGAGUUUGUUAACAAAGAAAACAUCACCAAAUGCAGACGAAGUCGAUAAUUUCAUACAAAGAAUGACUGAUGUCUUAAGUAAAUUGGAAAGAAUAAUUAAUUUCAAUUAA